AUGGAUUUCGCCGGCGGGAGCAACAAGGCGGACCACCUCUGCGUCCUGGUGCACGGGCUAUGGGGGAAUCCGAACCACAUGAACAACAUCGCAAAGACGCUACGAGCCCAGCACUCUCCCGACGAACUCUACCUGCUCCUGGCCAAGCGGAACAGCGGCAGCUUCACCUAUGACGGCAUCGAGCUGGGCGGCGAGCGAGUCUGCGCCGAGAUCAUAGAGGAGCUGCGGAUGAUUGAGAACAAUGGCGGCAAGAUCAAGAAGCUGAGCGUCGUGGGCUACUCUCUCGGCGGCCUGGUGUCGCGGUACGCGGUUGGUCUGCUGUACGCAAAGGGCAUCCUCGACUCGGUCGAGUGCGUGAACUUUGCGACCUUUGCCACGCCGCAUCUCGGCGUACGGACGCCCCUGAAAGGAUGGCAUAACCACAUGUGGAAUGUUCUGGGCGCGCGGACGCUGUCCAUGUCGGGCAGCCAACUGUUCAUCAUUGACAAGUUCCGCGACACCGGCCGGCCCCUGCUGUCCGUCAUGGCGGAUCCCCAGUCCAUCUUUAUGCUGGGGCUGCAGAAGUUUAGAAGGCAUACGUUAUACAGCAACAUCGUCAACGACCGAAGCGCCGUUUAUUACACGACAUGCAUAGAAAAGACGGACCCAUACAGGGACAUUGAUCGGAUCAAAGUCAACUAUCUGAAACAAGACGUAGAAGGCGUCAUCCUAGAUGCGGCGCAUCCAUUUUCUCCGCGACCCAAGGUUCCCGCGCCAGUCACAUUGUCGUCGCUUACCGAAACGGGCAUCCGGUGGAUGAGGGGCAUCCCGUUUAUGAUUACGGUGUCGGUCCUGGUGCCCAUCGGCGUGGUGGCCUACCUCAUCAACUCGGUUUUCCAGACCAUACGGAGCACGAAGCGCAUCAGGUUGCAUGAGGGCGGCAUGGCAGGCAUCAACGUUGCCGAGUACCGGGUGCCGAUCCUGAUCAAGGAGCUUCGCGAAGAGGUCGAGCACGCCUACGAGGCGCUGAACAGCUCGCAGAACCAGGAGUACCUGGCGGACGAGGACGAAGAUGAAGAGACGGGCAUGAAUGCCGAGGACAGAAGCACAAUGGCUCGGGAGAGGCGGAUGUCGAUCCCGACACAGCCAACGCUGGCCCUGGCGCCGUGCCAGUUCGAGAUGAUCCGGUCGCUCAACUCACUCAAGUGGAGGAAGUAUCCGGUCUGGAUUCAGAACGAUCGACACACGCAUGCGGCCAUCAUUGUGCGUUUUGAGAAGAAGACGUUUGACGAGGGCUGGGUGGUUCUGAGACACUUUGCGCGCGAGGAGUUUUUGAUAUAG
Messenger RNA from Trichoderma citrinoviride, 1320 nucleotides. RefSeq names its product DUF676-domain-containing protein. Gene Ontology annotation, molecular function: monoacylglycerol lipase activity. NCBI's taxonomy places the organism in Eukaryota, Fungi, Ascomycota, Sordariomycetes, Hypocreales, Hypocreaceae. The transcript is spliced from 3 exons. The record is from RefSeq and is a predicted model, not a curated record. The coding region runs from base 1 to 1320 and encodes 439 amino acids.